Seminavis robusta is the source of this 1175-nucleotide messenger RNA. The record is from the annotation of a GenBank genome assembly. NCBI's taxonomy places the organism in Eukaryota, Bacillariophyta, Bacillariophyceae, Naviculales, Naviculaceae.
UUUGUACAGCAAAAGCCAGGAGAGCUGUAUCAAAUCAAAGCGGUCACGGAAGCAAACAGCUGCAUCCUGGACCCUGGACCCGCCACAUCUCCGUCCAUUGUUUGUCAGUACAGUACCUUGUUACUCUCGUUGUUGGCUUCUUCGGUUCGUCUCACAGCCACAGACAAAGUAAACGAUGAGUUUCGGAGGCGGCAAUGGAGGUUACCAGGGCGGAAGGACUCGAAUGGGCACCAAAGUCUACUUGAAUCUGUACGAUUUAUCACCUGCUAAUGACUAUCUGUACCCGGUAGGACUUGGCGUGCAUCAUUCUGGAGUAGAAGUGUUGGGUUCAGAGUAUUCUUUUGCAUCGAAUGCUGGCGUGUUCGAAUCCACCCCCAAAGAAGCUCCAGGGGCCAAGUGGAGAGACCAGGUUUUUAUGGGCGUCUUUGAAGGAGGUCAAAUGGAGCUGAAAAAGGCUGUGGAUGAUUUGCGAGACGCCUUUGGUCCCAAUGACUACUCGUUAAUCAAAAAGAAUUGCAAUCAUUUCGCCAGCGCCUUGGUAUAUCGGCUGUUGGGCAAAAAUGUGGUGCCGGGUUACGUCAAUCGCAUUGCCGAUGUCGGUGCUUGUUGUGCUUGCUUGCUGCCACGACAAAUGCUCGAGAAUGCUCCUGUGGGCGAUCCUAACGCAGCCAACAAUAAUGGUGGAUUUGGAGGCAACUCGGGAAUCAUUGCUCGAGGACCGUCAGCCCCACAGUCCAAUUCCAUGAGAGCCUUUUCCGGAGCCGGGGCGAAAUUGGGCGGUGGUCCCACGGCAAACACUGCCGAAUCGGGAGGACUCAUGGGAUCUCUACUUAGCAGUAAUGGUGCUACCAGCAGCGACAACAGUAAAGCGACAGAUGACUUGACGGAUCGACGAGAAAAGGCAAGAAAGGCAGCAUUGGCCCGAUUGGAAAAACAGCAAAAUCAAGCAAUCAGCAAUGAAUCCAAAGACAAAUAAUAAAUGAACCACAAUCAACCCAAAGAUAUCACCCCCAAAAUAUCUACUCAAAAGUUGAAGACAAGCGCAAUCAGCAUCUCAUGGCAGAUCACUUUCCAUUGUGUUUCUGAACACGUUUUAACCGGGGAUCAUAGCUCCACUUCCUCUGCCACAUGCUUUCGGAUCGAUUCAUUUGUCCUAGUUUGUUUUUUCUGGAGAG